AUGCGUCUUGCUAGUCUCUCGUUCUUGCUAUACUCCCUGUCCCUCGUGGCCGUCACUUCGGGACAGAGUGCUGUCGUCUCCGAUAUCAGUGACCUCGUGACGUCUGAAAGCUCAGCUCCCUCUGCUACAUCCACUUCAGAGUCGACUUCUUCGUCUUCUUCGUCCUCCGAAUCGGAGACUCCUACCACCACCUCGGAAGCAUCUACUUCGGCCUCGUCUACAUCAGAAUCAGAAACCACUCCCACAUCAACUUCUUCCUCAUCUAGUUCGGAUACCACGACUACCGAUGGACCGUCCUCGACCUCUGCUACCACUACCAGCGAUGCCACUACUACGGGCCCCACGAAAACCGGCGCGACUACCACUUCGAAGCCCAGCACUACCUCCCAGGUGGUAGUGGUUACGACCGUCCAGACCAUCAGUGGUACUCCUGUUCCCACAACCAUGAGUUCUACCUCUGUCAACACCAACGCCGCUGGCGAGGCCACCAGUUCUCCGGGUCUCAAUGAAGAUUCCAGCUCCGAUUCGGAUGGUGGUCUCUCCGAAUCGAACAAGAAAGUCGUCAUCGGUGUUGUCGUCGGUGUUGGUGGUGCCAUCGUGAUCGGUGUUAUUGGAUUGGUCUUCUGGCGCCUCCGCUCCAAGAAGAACCGCGGCGAUUCCGAUGAAGCUGCCGAUCUCAUGAGCGGUACCCCGGUCGGUGCUGGUGCUCGUGAAAAAGCACCUAGCCCCGGUGCUGGUGGAACUCCAUUCAGAUCCACUUUGGACCAAUACCACAACCCUGGUCCCGUCAACGCGGCAUCGAACUUCUAA
Aspergillus chevalieri is the source of this 810-nucleotide messenger RNA. RefSeq names its product putative cell wall protein (gene midA). The coding region runs from base 1 to 810 and encodes 269 amino acids. The transcript has a single exon. Lineage: Eukaryota; Fungi; Ascomycota; Eurotiomycetes; Eurotiales; Aspergillaceae. The record is from RefSeq and is a predicted model, not a curated record.